AUGGCCUUAGUACAAGAAUUAAGUAGACAAUUGAAAGCGAAUAUUGAACAACCACAACCGAACAACAGCAAUAAUGUUGUGGAAAACAAUACAAUUCAUGCAAUACAGAAUCAAUUUGGAAUGAAUUUAGAAUUGAAUCGUGCUUUUGGUCAAUUAUUAAACAAUUUAUAUAAUACAAAUCUAUUGCAAACAACAACAGGAACAACAAUUUGGAAUCCACAUCAUCAUCGCCAUGAUUCUUCAUAUCUUCAAACUCGAUCCGAAUCCCCGCACCCAACAUCGGCAUCAGACAAUAUUAAAAAUAUUCACCAUUCGACAACGAAAAUGUCUUCUCCACCAUUAUCAUUAUUGAAUAAUAACACUGGCCUUGACAUUAAAUCCUCAUUGAAUGAUAAAAGAUUGAUUUUUAAUGAUACAAAUAUCAAUAUGGAUAAUCAACUAUUAAUAUCGGUGAAUAAAAAACUUAAUUCAGCCAUCGAUUUGACUAAUAAGCUAGUGAAUGAUAAAUCUAUUGUCAAUUUUCAAUCUAUUAAUCGUCAUGGCACACCAUUAAUAUCAUUAUCACCACACACAACUACAUCAUCUUCAUCAUCAACAUCAACAUCAACAUCAACAUCAACAGCGGCAAAUACAAAUGCAAAUUCCUCAUCCUCAUCAUCAUCAUCAUUGAAUCAAAAACCACCAUAUUCCUAUAUUGCAUUAAUAACAAUGGCAAUACGUUCAAUGCCUGAUCAUAAAAUAACAUUGAAUGGAAUCUAUAAAUACAUUAUGGACAAUUUCCCAUAUUAUCAUGAUAAUAAACAAGGAUGGCAAAAUAGUAUUCGUCAUAAUCUAUCAUUAAACGAUUGUUUCAUUAAAGUUAUACGUGAGAAAUGUAAACCAGGAAAAGGAAAUUUCUGGACAUUGGAUCCAAAAUUUAAUAAUAUGUUUGAGAAUGGAAAUUUUCGGCGCCGUAAACGACGUAAUAUUAAACAUCAUCAUCAACAGAUGGUUGAGUCGAAACGCAUGGCCAUGAAUAAUUCUCAUCAUCCUCAUCAUCAUUCGCAUUUUCAACAACGUUCUAGUCUAAAUAAUAACAACAACAACAACAACAAGCAAAUUAUCGGAAUUACUACAACUAAUAUCCAUCCAUAUGAUCAUCAUCAUCUAUUGCCUUUGUCGGCGACACAACAUUGUCUUACAUCUUCAUCGUCAUCGAUGAAAAUUGUGGCCGAUUCUAUCGAACAACAACAUUUUCAUAAUCAUCUUUCACCAUUUGUGGAUCUACAACAACAACAACAACAACAUUAUAAUCAUCAAUCGCAAUCAUCAAGACCAUCACCAUAUAUGAAUAUGUCUUUAUAUUCGAAUCCUUUCACUACGGCUAUUACUGAUAAUACUACUGCUUCGGCUGCUACCACUACUGCUGCGGGUUUAAUUAUUGAUUCUUAUCAUAAUCAUCCGAAUCUAUCCAUUGCAUCAUUAAGCAGUGGCGGUGGUACAAUGUCAUCACCAUCAUCAACAAGAUCAUCAUCGGAUAAUCAUGAUUUGUUGGAAAAUCCAAUCAACUGUUUUGAUGAUACUGAACAACAACAACAACAACAAGAUGGUACCAUUGAUCUUCGUAUUGAUACGAAAAAAAUCAAAGAUCGUUUAUGUAAAGAAUCAUUAAAUUUGGUUAAUGAUAUCGAAAGUCGCUCAUCAUCAUCUUCAUCAGCGACAACUGUUGAUGUUGGAAUCGAUAAUAUUAAUACUAAUAAUAAUAAUAAUAACAAUUCACCAUUAUCUCGAACACCACCUAGUGUUGAACGAAGAAACCAAUCAUAUGAUCUUCAUAAUCGUAAUUCAUGCUCACCAGAUGUCACUGCUGUUUCGGAUAAUUUAAAUAUCAAAUCAAUGGUUAUUGGCAACAUUGGUACAUCAUCAUCAUUGAAAGAUUAUUCAAUUGCAUCGAUCAUUUCAUCAUCAUCAUCAUCAUCACCAUCAUCGUCACCAUUAUCCUCAUCAUCAUUAAAAUAAAAAAGAACUGAUAUCGAAGAUUAAAAAUGCCUCCAUUAAGAGAAUUCACCAUUCAUUAUAUUAAUUAUUAAUUAAUUAAUAUAUAUUACUAUUAAUUGUUCAUCUAUAAUCAAUCAAUCAAAUCAAUUUAUUAUUU
Molecule: messenger RNA, 2134 nt
Organism: Dermatophagoides farinae (American house dust mite)
Lineage: Eukaryota; Metazoa; Arthropoda; Arachnida; Sarcoptiformes; Pyroglyphidae
Source: RefSeq, a predicted model, not a curated record